AAAACCAUUUUUGCCGCUGACAGAUCCCAGCUAGCCCCACCUUCCGAAUACCUACUGUUUCAGUAUGCAAGUGGUUCGGAGUUGAGCCUAAAAAAACUCAUCCAAUCCGAAUGGAGGACUUGAAACUGUUCUGGAUAAGCUUGGUCAUAAUAUUUCUGAUGAAGUACAUCAAAAUAAGCCGAUUGUUCUCGAGACAAGGAAGCGUGUUGUGGACAUGGCAAAGAGUCAGCUUAUAUCAAAUACCAUCAAUACAUAUGGUUGCUUGGUGCCUGUCACAGAGCGGAGGUAGGAAUUCUACGUAGACGAUGUCUUCAGCCAGUUCAUGUUAAAGCGGAUUGCUCCGUAUCACUUUGCCACCGAUGCAAAACUUUUAGUCACUUUGAGGCACCUGUGCCGCCUUGUCUCUGGAAUGUUAAACUAAUCACCAUUGGAAGAAGUAUAACAUUCGUAGCUAUGCAUUUGUUGUUAGAUCUUUGAAUACAACGGCAACGCCGAGCAUUCUAGAAGUUUUAAAUACAACGGCUCAAACACAAGGCUCAGCUGGUCAAAGUAAUCCCAGGAUUCAUUGGCCAACGAUAGUGCGCAACAGCUGAGGGACGUCAAUAAUGUUAGCGCGCCUAAACACACAACGUUGAGCAAACAGGAGUUGGAACAGCACGACAGGACUGGAUGGAAAGAACGCAGACGUAUCCGGCAAAGUAAGCGAUGAUGACCAGCAACGGCAAAGAGACCACGACUUAGCAUUUAGACCGAUAAUCUACUCUUUCUGCGAGAACAAAAGCCCAGAAAAGGCAAAUGGAGAAUACUCGGGGUUGCCAACGACGAAAAUCAUAACCAUGUCUGUUGAUGCUAUUAGCAACACCACGCCCUUCCCUAUAUGAAAUCGCUCUUCACGUGCAACCAAAAAUCAAUGGUGAAUCGUCUCCACUACACGCGAGUGCAUGUGACAUUGGUGUGUGACACAAGUUCAUCAGACUUAACAGAAAAUCACCAGGCUCCGAAAAGGUCAUCUUUAAAUGAUGGAUAGCGGUGAGCCAUUAAAAUUGGACGGAGUCGCGCGCCUCCUUCUGAACGAAAAACUCUAUCUCUCCGCGCUAGAGCUGCAUACUGAACUUCUCCAUCGAGGAAGUGAACUGCCUGUUCUCAGGGACUUUUUCAAUAAUCCUGGUAACUUCGAGCAUCUCGUGCAGAUAACUGAACCUGUAGCAACGACGCCUUGCCCGUUACCUCGUACUUCAUCCGUUCAGACCCUCGAAAGCCUUGAUAUGACUCGCUACUCAGAAGACGGUGAAGGCCUUAUGGCGGAAAAGGUUGCCGUCCUGGAAUUUGAACUGCGUAAGGCUAAGGAUGCCAUACGAAGUCUGCGUAACAAUCUAACAGUAGUAAGCGAGCACACGCCAGAUGCAGCGGUUGUGAUUUCUGCAUCUGCAUCCUUGGCGCCGCUACAAGGUGAUGACGGAUGCCGCACUGUUGUGGAUGACCUGCCGCACAGUAUCGGCGGAACAACAGCGUGCACGCCUGGUGAAGCUCCCCUACUCCCUCACGAGCAAAGGGCUGUUAAUUUCCUUGUAAAUGAGUAUCUACUAGAACAUAAUUACAAGCUCACCGCAAUAACUUUCGCGGAAGAAGACGAUAACCAGGGUCGAGAUUUUGACGACUGGGAUGAAGUCGGCUUGAAUAUCUCUAAACCACCACGACUUGGGCAACUUUAUCGUAAAUUUAAUCGAUGGCAUUCUAGUACGCGCAAGACGUCUUCCACCGAACUUGCUCCUCCAUGUUCUAUGGAACAGAAGCCAGAAAGUUGCCCAUCAAUCGAUCUUCCCGAUAUAGUUGGACACGCUUCGUGAAUGAGUGUUUGCUACUCGCUCUUGCCAUAGUUAUACAAGGCGGAAAAUAUAUUUUGUCUCCCGGGGUUGUAGUUCGAAUUCAAAAUGAAGGUGGACGUCGUCGUUCAAGAAUUCCUUGGCAUAAACGACCGGUCUGAGAGUCUACAGCAAACAAGAAACAGACAGAUAGACGGACGAACAAAAAAUUCUUGUUUCUUUGGUAAAAGCAGCGCCGGCUUUUGUUGAUGCUACGGCCAUCGCGACAUUUCUGCGCAGCCACCACCAAUAGUAAUUCCAGUUUUUUUACUAGCUGUUAUUAUACUGUUGUUAUAUGUAUUUAUAGUAAGCUAAAUUGUUGCUUGCAAAUCACUUUCUGUACACUCCAGCAAGUCAAAGCUAAUGAAAGGGGUAACAAUCUAUACAUAUAUACUUACAUUACAUGGUCAUUUUGCACAAAAAACUGAUUGGGUUAUUUUUAAUGUCUAUCUGUGGAUCUAUAGCGAAUACGAUUAAUUCCCUUCGCUGCUUGUAUCACAAAAGAAAGAAUCGUGAAUAUCAGCUUUGUUAUCUACAAAAGCAUAUGUGUUUGAAGCAUACCCAUAACUAAUGUGUUGACAGUAGCAGGGAUAUCUCGAAAGCAAAGGCUUUCUAAGCAAGGGGAGAUGGAAUCCCUUUCACAGAAGGCAGCUGCUGGAAUUACCAAAAAAUAAUUACGAAAGAAUAAAGGCAACUCCAACAGA
This is a messenger RNA of Varroa destructor (honeybee mite), 2566 nucleotides long. RefSeq lists its product as uncharacterized. The record is from RefSeq and is a predicted model, not a curated record. NCBI's taxonomy places the organism in Eukaryota, Metazoa, Arthropoda, Arachnida, Mesostigmata, Varroidae.